CUUCUUGAACUUUUUAUAUAGAUUUGCUCUCAAAACUUGACGUCUCAACCACAACGAUUGGAUAUGUGGAUGUCUUAUUUGAGAUUGGGUCUGUGUAUCUCAGACGCCCACGAUAGCUGCCGAGGGUGCCGGCCUGCAGACAAAUUAGCAAUUCUGGACAACUCGAAAUUUCACCCUUGAAGUCAUCCUACUGCAGGCACCCCUGAAGUAGCAUGGCCUCUACAAGUAGACUUCCCGGGACGGGGCGAAAGAUCUUGUUCGAGAUUCUGAGUUACCUCGACGCAAAUGCAGCCGGACCACGUUUUGGACGACUUUCUAUCCAGGGCAGACGCGAUAUCGAAACGCCAAAUUUCUUUGCUGUCACUUCUAGAGGCGUGGUUCCACAUCUUACACCAGAUGUGAUAUCCACAUAUACACAAAUAGGCGGUGUUCAUGUGGCAUUAGAAGACUUUGUAGAAAGAGCAAUGAACGGCACGCCGCCGAUAAUGAAUUGCCCUGGUCCUUCUCCCCUUCAUACAUUUACAGCACUUCCAAAAUCACUGCCUUCCUUACUCGCACCGCGCCGCACACCAGCAGUCUCUGCUCCCAAUGGCAACAGCAACACUGCCAUAUCAAUCUUCACUUCCACCGGUUUCCAGCUCCUCACCAACAAAUCUUACAUCUCAUAUAUCGAGAUGCUACGACCCGACAUCGCGAUAGCCCUUGCUGAUGUUCCAUAUGGUGCCUUGCCUGGUACGAAAAGAGUCGCCAAAAUGGGAGGCAGAACUCAAGAAUGGCUCUCACAACUUCUCAGCGAAAAGCGGGAAGCGCAAGUCGUCUUUGCGCCUGUUCUCCCAAUUGAUUUUCUGGAUCAGUCAGAAUAUUUAAACAAUAUUGCAGAUGAUCUAGCUGAUGAGGUCUCUGGUCUCGCAUUCUACGAUUCGAAUCUUCUUCCCGACAUCCCUGCCACCACAGCAAUUUCAAAACUUCCACGACUGUCUCUGGACGAGCCGUCUUCUCCACGUCAGAUACUGAGGCAGAUAUCACUCGGCAUGGAUAUAUUUACUGUUCCAUUUAUUGGGUUCGCAACGGAUGCCGGAAUCGCAUUGACCUUCCGAUUUCCACGCCCUCCGCCAACUGGUGUGGUCAUUUCAAAUGGUGCUGGAGCAUUGCAACUGGGAGUAGAUAUGUGGCCAGCAGUGCACUCCACAUCUAUCACUCCGCUGGAUACAUCUUGUACCUGCUAUACCUGCACAUCCCACCACCGUGCUUAUGUCCAACACCUUCUCUCUGCCAAAGAAAUGCUCGGCUGGGUACUGCUUCAAGUUCACAACCACUACAUUCUUUCUGAGUUCUUCGCUGCAAUUCGAGAAAGUAUCAAAAACGGGACUUUCGACGCUGACUGCAAAGAGUUUGAGACAACCUAUGAGAGCGAGUUGCCUGAAAAGAGCGGUCAGGGGCCAAGAGUAAGAGGAUACCAUUUCAAGAGCGAAGGGCCGGGUGAGCCGAAAAAGAACAAGGCGGCCUGGGGAAAUCUGGGAAGCGACGAUCAAGAAGUCGAUGGUGGGUUGGUGCCCGACGAACCAGCAUCGGAGCUAGAAGAGAAAGGGUUUGCCGAGAAGAUGGAGGACUGAUUCUGCAAAAAUGUCAAGCAUUCGAAAUACAUAUUAGAGCCUCACACUCGUUUUCUGUCGAGGCCAGAUCGACUGUAUUUUGUGGUACGCGUAUGAUGCUAUCACAACAAAUCUUUUCCCUUGCAAGUGCAACUGGUCCCUCCUUUGCACUUUGAGAAGUUUCUGC
Hyaloscypha bicolor E is the source of this 1779-nucleotide messenger RNA. Its product is annotated as tRNA-guanine transglycosylase. Bases 213 to 1613 code for a protein of 466 amino acids. The transcript has 2 exons. The record is from RefSeq and is a predicted model, not a curated record. Lineage: Eukaryota; Fungi; Ascomycota; Leotiomycetes; Helotiales; Hyaloscyphaceae. Gene Ontology annotation, molecular function: tRNA-guanosine(34) queuine transglycosylase activity.